AAUGCAGAAAAUACGUUUUUAUACUGCACACGCCAUUAAGUUUACGUCGCGAAGUUACAGAAUUUGAGCGAACAUGCAAUGUCCUGCUUUAAGUCUGCUACUCAUGUGUCUUGGCACCGUCCUCCACGUAAUCGGUCUGGCAUCCCAUCAGUGGUCAGUGGAGGGUGACCACUCCCAGGGUCUGUGGAGGUAUUGUAUACAGUACGUAUGCCACGGCAUUCCAGAGCGUCUUAGCACAGAUUACCUCUUGACAUGCCGAGUACUGGCCCUUGCUGGUAUGUUUUUCAGUUUUGUGUCGGUAACACUGAUUGGCUUAGCCAUACACUGCAAGACCAAACAACCCCGGAUAAUGGUGCUAACACUGUCAUCAACAGCAUCCAGUAGUGUGUCGUAUGCUUGCAUCGUAUCAUGCGCAGCUGUCUGGCGUUCAAUCUACAGUGACAUGGCCGGCAUUGGAUUUUCCUUCAUCAUAAGCAUCAUUGGAGGAACAUUUCUUAUCGUUGGGGUUGUCUCGUUUUUGUAUUACAUAAAAACUGAUAAGUGCGAUAGACGUCUGUUGAGUAUCUAACUUGCCAAAUGCGAUGUUCACGUUUUUA
Molecule: messenger RNA, 596 nt
Organism: Physella acuta
Lineage: Eukaryota; Metazoa; Mollusca; Gastropoda; Physidae
Source: RefSeq, a predicted model, not a curated record